UCAGCGAAGCGAACGGCAAACUUUUCACUUUUCGUCUUCAAAAAGUUUGCUUUCCACUAAUUCAAAGCAGACGUCGUGUCACUACAUCUUCAUUGCGGCUAACAAAUCAAUCUCCGAAUAAAUACCUUUAUAAACCUUAUUACCUCACAAUAAGUUAAAAAUGUUCAAAUUCGGACUUCUUUGCAUUGCCCUUUUGGGAUUGAUCAACUGCUGCCUUUCAUCUGAAGAUGAGACCAGCGCGAGACUUUUGGUCUCCAAACAAAUCAUGAACAAGUAUUUGGUGGAAAAGAGCGACUUGGUCGUGAAGUACACAGUCUACAAUGUUGGCAAUGGAGCUGCAGUCAACGUGAAAUUGGUCGACAAUGGAUUCCAUCCAGAAGCUUUCGAAAUCGUUGGAGGUCAAUUGAGUGCCAGCGUGGACCGUAUCGCACCUCAAACCAACUACACUCACGUCGUUGUUGUUCGUCCAAAAUCCUACGGUUACUUCAACUUCACAGCCGCCGAGGUCACCUACAAGCCAAUCGAAGAAGCCGAGAAGGUUCAAUUGGCCAUCAGUUCAGAGCCUGGUGAGGGUGGUAUCGUCAACUUGACCGAAUUCAACAAACGUUUCUCAUCUCACUUCUUCGAUUGGGUUGCUUUCGCCAUCAUGACUUUGCCUUCUUUGGCCAUUCCAUUGGGAUUGUGGCACUCGUCAAAGAGCAAAUAUGAAAAAUACAACAAGAACAAGAAACAUUAAGUGCACGAAGCAUGAUUACACUUUAUGUAAAAUUGUUUCUGUCGUAGUUCUUUUUUUUUAAUUUUUCAAUUUACAAAACCAACAAGACUCGUGUGGGAGGAAGGAAGAAGGUGCUCUUCUCACUUAAUUUUUUGUUCACUCGUGAAUGAAGGAGCAACAUCUUGGAAUCGUUUUAGAUUUGUCCUAAGACGCUGCGUCAAAAUAUGAUUUCUUUUUUUUUAUCUUUCAUACAAAACCGCUUAGCAUUUAAAUUAUUUUUUCGAUGGCGAUAAAAGCAUUUGUAUUAAAAAUAAUAAAAAAAAAAACAACUUCAAUCGAAAAACAAGAA
Molecule: messenger RNA, 1064 nt
Organism: Eupeodes corollae
Lineage: Eukaryota; Metazoa; Arthropoda; Insecta; Diptera; Syrphidae
Gene: SsRbeta
Product: translocon-associated protein subunit beta
Exons: 3
Coding region: 161-736 (191 amino acids)
Cellular component (GO): membrane; endoplasmic reticulum
Source: RefSeq, a predicted model, not a curated record